AUGACGUACUACCGUUAUUUGAAAAGAACGUUCUGAUCAACGACUGACAUGAAAGCAAAAGAUCUAUAAGUUCCUAGCAUCUUGCUUCGCUGUAUCGUAGGGACGACUGUAUACCAACUUCUGGCUCAGCUGUGAAACUCUCCUCCGAACUUUCAGCAGACUGUCCGUGUAGCUUGGACAAAAGCACGUGGAGCGUUUGCAGAAGUGGUCAAUCGUGAAAUUGCCGCCCUUGCCUGAACGGAAGCCGCCUUGAUUAUCAGGUUUUUGUUAAAGAACCAGGGAUUGAGUGUCAGGAGAUGAAGGAUCUGAGGACAUGUGCAGUUUCAGUCAGAUAGUACUUUAACAAUUAAAGAAGAAAAAUUGACUGUAAUCUUGGAAGAGGAAGCUAUGUCUGCCAUAAUCAAUCAAGUUCAGGUCUCAUGUAUACACAGCAUAAAGACUGAACCAAGGUCUGUAGCUGAUCUACAAGAAGAGCUAAAUGAUAAUGUAAUGCUUGAGGCAGAAAGCACAUUUUGUUCUUAUACAAAUAUGACAAAUUGCUCACAAAUUAGCAGUCUACAGCUUAAAAACGAUUCUGGUCCAGUUUACAUAAAACCUGAGCUUGCUAAGCAAAUUCCUCAAUCAAACUGGAAACAUGAGGAUGCUGUAAAACUGGAGCUUAACUCUCAGGGUGCUAUUUAUUGUAUUAAAACUGAGCAAGUUCCUGGUGAAGAACUUCAUGACAUAAAACCUGAGUAUGAUGCACACAUUGAGCAGUCAGAUUGCAGUCACGAGAGUGCUGUGAAAGUGGAGUACCGCUGUCAAGAUGUCACCUCUUUAAUCAAGACUGAGCAGGAUCCUGUGCAAUCUGCAAAGACAGAAGAGCGGCUUGUAUUUAAGAAAGAAGAAGAAGAUCAUAUUCACGUAGUGAAGACUGAGACAGGAUGGCCUGGUCAGCAUGCAAUGUGGCAGCAUGACAAUGAUGAGAAUUUUCAAGAAAUGAAUGCUGCUACGCUUGCAAUUCCUGAGGUGACAUAUAUUUUGAAAGAAAAUCAACAACAUCAGAGACAAAAAACUGUUACUGAAGUCACCAUUGACUCAGCAACAGAAAGUAGAAGUGAUGCCAAACCUUAUCAGUGCCAAGUGUGUUUAUGUUCUUUCAGUUUUUCAACCCUACUUAAGAAACACAUGAUGAUCCACUCUAAUUUAAAAGCUUACAAUUGUACUCCAUGUAGUGUUGUCUUAGAAAGAAUAGAUACUUUAAAACAGCAGAAGAAAACUAACAGUAAUAAGAGAUCGCACCAUAGUGAUGGUAGACCUCACCAGUGUAAUAUAUGUCAUGUAGGUUUCAAAAGAUUAGGUUAUUUAAAAAUGCACAUGGCGACCCACAGAGAUGAGAGACCUUACCAGUGUACUGUCUGUCAUGUUGCCUUCAAAAGAUUAGGUAAUCUAAAAAAGCACAUGGUGACUCACAGUGAUGUGAAACCUUACCAAUGCAGUUUGUGUAAAGCUUCAUUUAAGUUCUCAACUUGUUUAAAAAGGCACAUAGUGACUCACGGUGAUGUGAAACCUUACCAAUGCAGUUUGUGUAAAGCUUCAUUUAAGUUCUCAAAUCAUUUAAAACAGCACAUGGUGAGUGUGUCUUCUCACCUGGAUAAGAGCACAAGACCAGAAGGUGGGCUGCCCAAUGUGCCGCCAUCCAGUUUUCGAGUUGUUGAUAUAUUUCGAGUUGUUGACAUAGCAGAUGAUUUUGUCGUGUUACUAGUCGAUUCUCUCCCCACGAACCAGGUCGUGAGGGUGACCGCGCUCGGCAAAAUUGACGUCACGCCGGACACGUGCUCAGGGUGUGAAGAGCUCCUUUGUAGGUCGCGCGGCUCUUCGCAUCCGGAAUGUCCAGGACAAGAUGUGCAGAAUACUGAGGCAGACGCUCGAGCGGCCGUGAAGGAUCUGUCCGAUAAGGAGCAGGCGAUGAUGGAAACGAGUGAUAAUUUGCAGAAGUACCUCAAGGACAUGGAGGAUGAGUUCCGUGGUCUGCUGGACAUGAACAAGAUUGAAGGCGUGGUGCAAGUCUUAACCUUUCUGUUUGUCAGUGGGUUCAAGCCUCAGCAUCAUCAUCAUCAUGGUGCACCACCAUCAUCAUCAUCAUCAUCAUCAUCAUCAUCAUCAUCAUCAUCAUCAUCAUCAUCAUCAUCAUCAUCAUCAUCAUCUAGGUCUCGAGUUAUUGCAUAUAUUAGUGUUUGGUCUGGAGUUAGAAUUAAGUGUUAUUUGAGUGUUGGACUUAGUGUUUAGGUGUUAAGGUUUGAGUUUGAAGCUGAUCACAUCAUCCUCGUUGAAAGAUGACCUAAUGGACAAUAUAUCCGACGUUGAUUUCGGUGGGGAUAGUUAAGUCGCUCCGAGGCCUUAUUUGAAAUAACAAACUUUUUUCGAUAUCUUCCUGGUUUAACUGACUGCUUAAACUGUUAAUUUCAGACACGGAAGCAGAAACUGAUGUAAUUUAUUUUAACGGAGAAGAGAAUUUUAUAAUUGUCAGAAGUUUCGAGCGUGUGAGUAGACAUUAAUACGGAAGCUGCAAUGCAUCAUCUAAAACUUUAAUUACAUAAUUAUGAUCUUAUCGUUUAACAUUUUCUGUUCCGUGGAUACCUUUACUUACACAUUCUUUCCUGACUGUACAUGUACAGGCAUUCACAAACUUUCUGCCAAAAGUUUACCAAUCACGGCCAUCUUUUGAGCAUCAAACUUUGUAGAAGUCAGUAAUAAUGUAUUAUCAUGUAUUACCAAACUAGCAGUUUUUUCUCAUAAUGUUAGCGCUUUUUGAGUGGUUAAAAAUCUUGUUGAUAUAUAAAGCAACAUGGCUUUGUUCGUUCUUAUGUGGCACCUGAAGGUUGACCUCUUUAAGCGUACUUCGGAAUGAUGUUCAAAUUCUUAUCAAAGACACAUUGGUUUGCAUAAACUGAUAUGGCAAACAUUGUGUAAUGUCAAUAUGUUUAUUUAUGCCGCACGCAAUAAAUCGUUUAGCUUCUGUAUUCCUUUCAGCAACGCAACACUACAUUUUGUAUACAGUUAAACAGUUACUUGUAUACAGUUAAACGUCUCAGGGAAUCAGAAGUAAGCGUUUUCAAUGUCUCUGCGGUAAUUUCGUUUUACAAACUUGACUAAGUGCAGAGUGAUAGA
Molecule: messenger RNA, 3150 nt
Organism: Pomacea canaliculata
Lineage: Eukaryota; Metazoa; Mollusca; Gastropoda; Architaenioglossa; Ampullariidae
Product: zinc finger protein 559-like
Exons: 4
Coding region: 388-2268 (626 amino acids)
Biological process (GO): regulation of transcription by RNA polymerase II
Molecular function (GO): DNA-binding transcription factor activity; RNA polymerase II cis-regulatory region sequence-specific DNA binding
Source: RefSeq, a predicted model, not a curated record